AUGGAUCCCGUGAGACCCAACGUCGGUGGUGCAGGGGCACGCUCUUCCGUUCGUCGUCCCGGUUUGGCCGUCUUCGCCCUCGCCGCUACCGGCAUCGGCCUCAUCUUCUAUGCCAAAAACAACUCCAUGAGAAGGAACGAGCAGGCGCAGAAGAAGGCCGAGGGCGCCUACUACGUCAGUGUCGACCGGAGUGGCGGCGGAAUCUGA
Messenger RNA from Truncatella angustata, 207 nucleotides. RefSeq lists its product as uncharacterized. Bases 1 to 207 code for a protein of 68 amino acids. The transcript is spliced from 2 exons. Lineage: Eukaryota; Fungi; Ascomycota; Sordariomycetes; Amphisphaeriales; Sporocadaceae. The record is from RefSeq and is a predicted model, not a curated record.